Vicia faba (fava bean) is the source of this 1848-nucleotide messenger RNA. Lineage: Eukaryota; Viridiplantae; Streptophyta; Magnoliopsida; Fabales; Fabaceae. The record is from the annotation of a GenBank genome assembly.
AUGGACUUCAAUCACCACCUCUCUGACCUUUCCACUUCCACCCAAUCCUUUCCCUCCGACGACGACUUCCGCUUCCACUACAACUUCCCCGAAUUCCGACACCUCAUUGAAGAAAUCGCCAGAAAAUCCCAAUCAAUGUUAAACCAAAUCGGUUCCUCAGAGAAUAUCUGGGGUCUAGGUUCCUCUUUCCCCGCUGACAUCGAUGAUGCUUACGAAUGGAUUGUUAAUGCACACGACGACGCUUUGGAGCUUGUUGACGAGAUUGUUGAUGAAUUUCAUAGGGUUCUGAAGGAGCAGGAUAUGGAAGAAGGGGAAGACGGGUUUUUCAAGAUGAAGGAUGGUAAGAAAUGUGUUGGUUUUUUCGGUGCUAAUGGAAAGAAACCGAAAGUGUCGUUUCAUGUGCACACUCUUAGGAAGCCUCAGUAUCAUUAUAACCUUGCGGUUGAUAACUCUAAUCAACCGUUUCAACAUGUUUGGUUGGAAAAGAGUGAAGAUGGUCAGAGGUUUAUACAUCCGCUGGAAAAACUCUCUGUUUUUGAUUUUGUCGAUGAAGAUAAUAUUGAGAGUCUUGUACCAGUAAUGCCUCCCCCACUGGAAUGCACACCUUUCAAGCUUAUAGAGGAUGUUAAAGGAUUGAAGGAGUUGGCUGAUAAGCUGAGCUCUGUUGAUGAAUUUGCGGUGGAUUUGGAACAUAAUCAAUAUCGGUCUUUUCAAGGUUUGACUUGUUUGAUGCAAAUAUCAACCCGGACUGAAGAUUUUAUUGUGGAUACUUUGAAGCUCCGUGAUCAUGUUGGAACACAUCUGAGGGAAUUUUUUAUGGACCCUACCAAGAAAAAGAUAUUGCAUGGAGCAGAUCGAGACAUUGUGUGGCUGCAAAGGGAUUUUGGCAUUUAUGUCUGUAAUCUGUUUGACACUGGCCAGGCUUCUAGAGUGUUAAAAUUGGAGAGAUAUAGUUUGCAACAUCUUUUGCAACUCUAUUGUGGGGUUACUGCAAACAAAGAGUACCAGAAUGCAGACUGGAGAGCACGCCCUCUUCCUGAUGUGAUGAUAAAAUAUGGAAGAGAAGAUACACACUACCUGCUUUAUAUAUAUGAUGUAAUGAGGAUCAAGCUAUUUGAACUCUCUAAGGAGUCGGAAAGUUCCGAUGAUCCUCUGUUGGAGGUUUACGAGCGGAGCUAUAAUGUCUGCAUGAAGCUGUACGAGAAAGAGCUUUUAACAGAAGACUCCUACCUUAAUCUAAAAGGGUUGCGAGGGGCUGGUUUUAAUGGUCAGCAGCUUGCUGUUGUUUCAGGGCUUUUUGAAUGGCGUGAUGUUCUUGCUCGGUCAGAAGAUGAAAGUACUGGGUUUAUAUUGCCAAAUAAAGUUAUUCUUGAAAUUGCUAAGCAGAUGCCUGUCACUACAAGUAAUCUACGGCGAUUGGUAGCGGAGAGGUCAAGGCUCCCAUAUGUUGAGCGCAAUCAUGAUAUUAUUAUUAACAUUGUCAGACAUUCUAUGCAAAAGGCUGCUGCCUUUGAAGAAGCUGCACUUCGUUUAAAAGAAGAACAUGCUGCCUUUGAAGAAGCUGCUGCGCUUCGUUUAAAAGAACAAAAUGCUGCUAGUGAAAAUGGAGCAAUUGUUCAGGUGCUAAAAAUGCCAACGGGUGCUUGUGAUGCAACACCGCAGGGCCAUUCAGCUUCAGAAGGGAAUGGUUUUCCUGACAAAAAGGGCAAGAAAAAGAUCAAGGUAGAACAGAUUGUAGCAUCAGAGACAUCAGAUCUGAAGAAACCUCUUUCAGCUAAAGUUUCCACAUCUACCCUGGAUGCAAACAUACUAUUAGACUUGGAUUCAGACUCGGAUGAUAUGGUGUAA